AAUUUUCAAAGAAUAUGCUUGAUCUCUGAUACAUGCUCCGCAACCACACCGAUGGCCAUUUUCUGAUCAACAAUAUUGGCAUCACCACCACUCUCCUCCUCCCCCUCUUCCUUCUCCUCCGCCACGAUUACCCAAUUGAUCACUCUCUCUCGCCAUGAAAAUUCCUAUACUUCUCUUCCUCUUCUCUCUUCUCCUCCCAUCGUCUCUCGCCAAAGUCAAAAUCUCUGUCACACCCACCAUUCUCUCCAAAUCUGGCGACAUCGUCACCGUCUCCUGGUCCAACGUAGAUUCGCCCUCCAAACUUGACUGGCUUGGCCUCUAUUCACCGCCUGACUCACGUCACGAUCAUUUCAUUGGAUAUAAAUUCCUCUCUUCAUCGCCCACCUGGGAAUCUGGGUCGGGCUCCAUCUCGAUACCCAUUAUCAACCUCCGUUCAAACUACUCAUUCCGGAUCUUCCGAUGGAUAGAAUCCGAAAUCAACCCCAAACGCCACGAUCACGACCAGAAUCCUCUUCCUGGGACGGUCCAUUUGGUUGCCGAAUCCGAGCAGGUUGGGUUCGAUGCGGGCCAUGGACCGGAACAGAUCCACUUGGCUUAUACGGAUUCGGAAGAUGAGAUGCGGGUGAUGUUCGUAGUGGGUGACAAGGAGGAGAGGAAGGUGAAAUGGGGGCAGGUCGAUGGAGAGUGGAGUCGCGUGACGGUGGCGCGUGUGGUGAGGUAUGAGAGGGAGGACUUGUGUGAUGCUCCGGCUAAUGGGAGUAUUGGGUGGAGAGAUCCUGGGUGGAUCCAUGAUGCAGUCAUGUCAGAUUUGAAGAAUGGCGUUAGAUAUUAUUACCAGGUUGGAAGCGAUUCUAAAGGUUGGAGUGGAACUCAGAGCUUUGUGUCACGGAAUGGAAACUCUGAUGAAACAAUAGCUUUCCUAUUUGGAGAUAUGGGAGCUGCAACGCCAUAUACAACCUUUCGUCGCACACAAGAUGAAAGCAUAUCAACCGUGAAAUGGAUCCUUCGCGACAUAGAAGCUAUUGGUGACAGGCAUGCUUUCGUUUCUCACAUAGGAGAUAUUAGCUAUGCAAGAGGCUACUCAUGGUUGUGGGAUCAUUUUUUCACCCAAAUUGAACCUGUUGCAUCCCAAGUACCAUACCAUGUGUGCAUUGGUAACCAUGAAUAUGAUUGGCCUCUUCAACCGUGGAAACCUGAUUGGUCCUAUUCAAUUUAUGGAACUGAUGGGGGUGGUGAAUGUGGAGUUCCUUACAGUCUUAAAUUUAAUAUGCCUGGAAACUCUUCAGAGCUAACUGGAACCCGUGCUCCUGCCACUCGAAACCUAUACUACUCAUUUGAUACAGGAGCUGUACAUUUUGUAUACAUAUCAACUGAGACCAAUUUCCUUCCUGGGAGCAGCCAGUAUAACUUUAUAAAGCAUGAUUUGGAAUCAGUUAAUCGGAGCAAGACUCCUUUUGUGAUUGUCCAAGGGCACAGGCCAAUGUAUACUACAAGCCAUGAAAACAGAGAUGCACCAUUGAGGAUGAAAAUGCUUGAGCACUUGGAACCCUUGUUUGUGAAAAAUAAUGUCACCCUUGCCUUGUGGGGUCAUGUUCAUAGAUAUGAGAGGUUUUGUCCAUUGAAUAACUACACGUGCGGAAGCACUUGGAAGGGAUAUCCAGUUCAUGCUGUGAUUGGGAUGGCAGGGCAAGACUGGCAGCCCAUUUGGGAACCCAGACCUGACCAUCCAGAUGUGCCAGUCUUUCCACAACCAGAGCAGUCCUUGUACCGUGCAGGUGAAUUUGGGUACACUAGAUUGGUUGCCACAAAGGAGAAGCUGACACUUUCUUACGUAGGCAACCAUGAUGGAGAGGUGCAUGAUAUGGUGGAGAUUUUGGCAUCAGGCCAAGUUCACAGUGGCAGUGAUGGUCUAAGCAAUGUUGCUGGAACCAUGGUUGAAGUGGUGGUGGAGGACUCCCCAUUCUCAAAAUAUGUCAAGGGUGCUAGUAUCCUGGUGCUUGGGGCUUUUGUGGGCUACAUUCUUGGGUUUAUUUCACAUGCCAGGAAGAAGAAUGCCUCCAAAGGCAACUGGAUUUCCGUGAAGACUGAGGAGCAUGAAACAUUGUCAUGAAAGCUGGCUAAGAUGAAGAAUAUGCUUCCUCGUAUCCUGGUAUCUUUAAACCUAUUUUGAUGGGUAUCGAGGUUUUGGUAUUAUACGUGAAGAUUCCCGUUUGUGCAAGCUAGGAAGCUCAAAGUUCUACGGCUCAGGUUGAUUUGUAUUUUGUAAAUAUUCAAUUCUCUCGUAUUUAGUGGGAAAAAAAAAACAUUGCAUCACGUCUAGAAAGAAAAAAAUAUAAUAAGAUCUCUGUUGCUCAAUAAUUCUGCUGUGAACGAGUGUAUAUGUAAGGGAAUUUACUGUUUUUAGUAUAUGUAUUCUUGUGAAAUAACAAACGUUUGAUUCAGCUA
This is a messenger RNA of Manihot esculenta (cassava), 2445 nucleotides long. Its product is annotated as probable inactive purple acid phosphatase 2. Gene Ontology annotation, molecular function: metal ion binding; acid phosphatase activity. The transcript has 2 exons. The record is from RefSeq and is a predicted model, not a curated record. The coding region runs from base 155 to 2110 and encodes 651 amino acids. Lineage: Eukaryota; Viridiplantae; Streptophyta; Magnoliopsida; Malpighiales; Euphorbiaceae.